This is a messenger RNA of Pyricularia pennisetigena, 435 nucleotides long. RefSeq lists its product as uncharacterized. NCBI's taxonomy places the organism in Eukaryota, Fungi, Ascomycota, Sordariomycetes, Magnaporthales, Pyriculariaceae. The coding region runs from base 1 to 435 and encodes 144 amino acids. The transcript has a single exon. The record is from RefSeq and is a predicted model, not a curated record.
AUGUUUCCGCCGCUUCAUCCCCAAGUCGUCGAGGCUGUCGGGAGAGAUAUAUGUCCAGCUUGGGGAGGCAAAGUGAAUCAACAAGGUCGAUGUACCAAUGAGUACAACACAAAUGUCUCUGGCCGAUUCAGAUGUUCCAAUUCGGCGUGCUCCAAAAGCUGGAGCAGCGGCCUGGUGGCGAUACGAAUAAUGGCAUUCCAUGACAAUCGCUACAACGCCACCAUCUACAACCAGCAUUGCAAAACAUGCAACAGUCUCGGGAUUAUAAAGCUUGACGAAGCGCGCUAUGUCGAGAGAGUAUCUUAUCGGCUGAAGAAAUGGGCAGGUGCUCCACAGGAAACACCACCGUAUCAAGAGAAAAGCGGUCUCCCACAUAUGAGCCGACUUUGCGAAGGAUGUAUUCAAGGCCAUUGUCGGCAGGGAAAACGGGACUAA